AUGUUGAAAUACUUUUCCCAAGAGAAACAUGAAUUCGUCGCUAAGGACCGUGAAAUGGUAAAAAUCAACAAUUCUAUUAAUUGUCUGAAAAAGCAAAUUGCUUACGCUAAAAUCAGGUCUAGAAAAAAUCAUGAAAUUAUAAAUAAGUUCCGAGAUCGAUUGCUCUAUUUGUGCGAUGAAUUUUACGACACGAAACGCUUGUUCGAAGGUGGAAAAAAAAUUAACACUCCAUCCGUCUCUGCUGAUACUGAUUACAUCAUCGACCUGCAAAAUGAACUGAAGACUACAGAAAACAAGAUACAGUUACUGCGAGACAAACUAAAUGUGUGUCAACGUCAUAUAUCUGAGCUUCGCAUUCAAUUAGUCUUGACUGAUCAGAAAGUGAAACAAAGCGAGAAAGAUAAGGCUCAACUACAAAUCCUUUGUGCGAAAGCAGAAAUUACUUCCUUGCAGUGUCAAAUUCAAGAAAAUCGAGAGGGGCUUUUUUGA
Messenger RNA from Loa loa (African eye worm), 489 nucleotides. RefSeq lists its product as hypothetical. NCBI's taxonomy places the organism in Eukaryota, Metazoa, Nematoda, Chromadorea, Rhabditida, Onchocercidae. The record is from RefSeq and is a predicted model, not a curated record. The transcript has 4 exons. Bases 1 to 489 code for a protein of 162 amino acids.